UCAGUGUAGUAUGUUUUUGCAGUAAAAUGUUAGGAAAAUCGUUCAGUAUUUCCUAUUUGUGAGACACUAUACCACUCUUUUUUCCAUUCAAACUAAAGACGAACUAAGUUCCUUAUAACUAGGAAGGUGAAUGCCCUUUGCCGUGCUCAGAAAUAUUGCCAGAACUAUUUGAACUCGAGCUUCUUGUAUGACUGCUACCAGGAAAGAGGUGCCCAAAAAUAUUUCACCAGCUAUUGAAGGCCAUAUCAUGUAACUGGUAUGGAAAAGGAAGGUUUACAUUUGGAUCCCAUGGCUCACUCUAAGACAACGUACAAAGCUGUUGGCGCCAAUGGGGUCGUUUCAGACUUGAACAGUAGCACUGAUGAUGAAAUGAUCGAUAUUACAAUGAGUGCAGCAACGACAGACAGACCAGAUAGAUCUCAGGCGCUAGAAGAAGUGCUUUCACACCUCGAUGAUGAUGACGACGAUCCGAUUGAUGUCCAGUUCGAUAAUAUCAGAUCGCACUAUUAUGACAAAUCAGAAGGGUCCACCAACUUGAUGGAUACCCUCGAUGACUUGCCACCAGGUAUAGGACAGUACGAUGAUUUCCACACCAUUGAUUGGCUGCGAGAUAUCGCACGCGAUCGCCAUCGUCAUCGAGAGAUCGUCAAGAAGCGGGCGGCGGGCGGGUGCCUGGACAAGCUGAAGAGCGCCCAUGAUGCCUGGUCUGGUUGGGUGUGUGUCCUGUUGGUCGGAGUCGCUGCAGGUGCAUGUGCCGGCAUCAUCGACAUCGGCGCCACCUGGAUGUCAGAUCUGAAGGAGGGCAUCUGUCUGGACGCGUUCUGGUUCAACAGGGAGCAGUGUUGCUGGUCGGCGAAUGACACCCUGUUCAAUGCAGUGGACGAGGAGAUAUGUCGACAGUGGCGGACAUGGCCCGAGUUAUUUGGAGAUUGGAAUGAAGAUGCAGGAGCGUACAUCCUGAAGUAUAUCAUGUAUGUUGUCUGGGGUCUGAUCCUUGCCACGUUGGCUGUGAUGUUGGUGCGGGUUUUUGCUCCAUAUGCCUGUGGUUCAGGAAUUCCGGAGAUCAAAACAAUCUUGAGCGGCUUUAUCAUCAGAGGAUACCUUGGAAAAUGGACGUUGAUCAUCAAAUCUGUCUGCAUGAUGCUGGCAGUAUCUGCAGGCCUGAGUCUCGGCAAAGAAGGACCAUUGGUUCACGUGGCCAGUUGCUGCGGUAACAUAUUCUCGUAUCUUUUUCCGAAAUACGGAAAAAAUGAAGCGAAGAAAAGAGAGAUUCUUUCGGCUGCAUCAGCUGCGGGCGUCAGCGUGGCAUUCGGCGCGCCCACCGGUGGCGUCCUCUUCAGCUUGGAAGAAGUCAGUUACUAUUUCCCGCUGAAGACCCUGUGGCGGUCGUUCUUCUGUGCACUCGUCGCGGCGUUCGUCUUGCGGUCGAUCAAUCCGUUUGGUAACGAUCAUUUGGUGAUGUUUUAUAUCGAGUAUGACACUCCGUGGGCCAUUCAGGAACUGGUUCCCUUCAUCUUGCUUGGAGCAUUAGGGGGUGUUUAUGGUGCAUUUUUCAACAAAGCGAAUAUCUUGUGGUGUCGUUAUAGAAAGAACUCGACGUUAGGAAAGUAUCCCAUCACAGAGGUGCUUGCUAUCAGUUGUAUCACAGCUCUUGUCAGUUUCCCCAACAUGUACACGAGAAUGAGUGGUAGCGAAUUGAUCCGGAUGCUAGUCAGUCAGUGCGGACAGGAGGACUUGUCUGAUUUAUGCGACUACACGAGGAACCUUUCGAGCGUGAACGAGAAAAUCUCGCCAGCUGGUCCCAAACUUGUCGGCGCCAUGUGGCAGUUGGCGCUGGCAUUGAUAUUCAAGGGCGUCAUUACGAUCUUCACGUUUGGCAUCAAGGUGCCGGCCGGUCUGUUCAUUCCCAGCAUGGCGGUCGGUGCCAUCAUCGGACGGAUGGUUGGUGUGGGCGUAGAACAGCUCGCGGUAUUUCACCAGGAUUCGUUUGUCUUUAGAAAUAUGUGUAAACACGGGGGUAAUUGUGUGACGCCGGGUCUUUACGCGAUGGUAGGAGCAGCUGCAGCCCUGGGGGGCGUCACCAGGAUGACAGUGUCUCUUGUUGUGAUCAUGAUUGAGUUGACGGGUGGCUUGCAGUAUGUGGUUCCUCUGAUGGCAGCAGUCAUGACCAGCAAGUGGGUCGGAGAUGCAUUUGGAAGAGAAGGAAUCUACGAUGCCCACAUCCAUUUGAACGGUUAUCCGUUCUUGGACAGUAAGGAAGAGUUCACUCACACAACGAUAGCUGCCGAUGUGAUGAGACCACGCAGGACGGACCCGCCGUUGAUGGUCCUAACGCAAGACUCAAUGACUGUGGAAGACAUUGAGAAUAUCUUGAAAGAAACCGAUCACAACGGUUUUCCGGUCGUGGUGUCUAAACAGUCGCAGUAUUUAGUGGGAUUCGUAUCAAGGAAAGAUCUGAAUCUAGCGUUGAGCAAUGCGUUGAAAAACCAAGAAGGCAUCGUGAGCAAUUCUGUUGUCUUCUUCACAAAUCAUUACUCAGUGAAUACUGUAGUCGGCGGACCAGUACCAUUAAAACUUACAAAAAUAUUGGACAUGGCUCCUAUUACAGUGACUGACCAGACUCCUAUGGAGACGGUGUUGGAAAUGUUCAGGAAGCUUGGCCUCAGGCAAACACUAGUCACACACAACGGGCGAUUGCUUGGCCUCCUGACGAAGAAAGAUGUCCUGCGGCACAUUCUACAGAUCAAGAACCAAGACCCUCAAACUGUGAUGUUCCACUGAUCAUUUUCCGUUGGUGAUUUUGAAUUACUCUGCUGUCGUGCGCAUGGAUACGUCGCAGGUCGCGGGGAUAAAAAUCGCUUGUUUGCGACACGCUUUUGUAACAGCUGAUAGAGGUUGCGGAGGCAUGUCAAAAAGUAUUUGAGGUCAGAAAUGGAGUUGAUAUGGUCGUGUUUGAGUGGAGAGAUUCAGAAUGGAAGAAGAGAGUUCUAGUCCGAGACAUGCGAUGUCUGAUUUCAGAGUUCAGGGAUUUUCGAUGUGAUAUAAUUUCACACAAGAGUUUUCGAAAAGUUGCCAAAGAAUUUCAAGAUCAAACUGACACGGUUGCGUCGUGAUUGGAGAUAGGAGGAUGUGGAUUCGAAUUAAAACUACUUAUAGCAAAGUUCGGUGGGGAUAAAAGUGUGUGGUUCAGAGAUAUUUGAUUGUUAGUUGUCCAGAUUUGCAGUAGAAUUAGUGGGGAUUGAUAGAUGUGGGGAAUUGUGAUUCUUGCACCGUGAUCGGAGAAAGACAAUCUUGUAGGUAGAAGUGUGGAAGUGAAGAGUUUUGAGAUUGAGUAUGGCAGCCUAUUGACGUUACUUACAUGUGAUAGUUGAGGGAAUUCGUCUCUAAGCUGAGGAUAUAUCACUGCCUGUUGCUUGAAACUUCUAUCAUAAAGCACGCAGCCUUACUUUUAGCUAAAAAGGCUUAGUGCUAUUUUGCCACCUGAACCAUAUCUCAACAUUGUGACCCGUUUAUUUUCAUGAUCUUUACGUCAAAAGUGGGGUCAUUGUGAGCUAUCGACCUCAAGUAAUACAAGACGUACUUACGUUUGAUGUUUGAAUCAUGAAGUGAAAUGGAUAUGUAAGCCAGAUACAUGUAUCAUAUUUGUGUAAAAUGUUGUUGCCUGAAGUUGCCGAGAGAGUUUGACAGUACUGGGCCCAGUUGCUGCAUUUGCAUCAGCAGUCUGCUGGUGUUAGCUCCUAUGGUCUCCCAUCACGAAUCCCCACACCUGAUUGAACAAACAACGCCAGGUGUCUGGUCCAUAAAGACUUAGGUUGCCUUGUAACGUCACGUCCGCAGGGAACGUUAUUAUUCUUAACUGCUCAUGGAUUGGUAUGGCGCAGUGCACUUUCAAAAAUCUUGAUUUUAUGUGCAGUGGGGUGUCGGCAUUUGCAUCAGCAGUCUGCUGGCGUUAACUCCUAUGGUUUCCCAUCACGAAUCCCCACACCUGAUUGGACAAACAAUGCCAUGUGUCUGGUCCAUAAAGACUUAGGUUGCCUUGUAACGUCACGUCCGCGGGGAACGUUAUUAUUCUUAACCGCUCAUGGAUUGGUAUGGUGCAGUGAACUUUCAGAAAUCUUGAUUUUAUGUGCAGUGGGGUGUCGGAAAUUCGUGGUGAUCUAAAGUAAAUAUAGCCAUAUGAAUUUUUCUGUCCCUUGAAAUGUGAUGUCACCCUUAGUUUUAAUACUAUAAAUGAAAUAUAUCCUGAAGGUGACGACGCAUUAUUGAGCUAAAACUGGUGUUUGUCUCUAAUCAAUGCCAGUCAAGCAACUUGGCCCCGACUCAUAAAAAUUCUAACAACUGUACAAAUAGGUGUAUCGAGAAGAAAAUAAGACCAAAGUCUUCAUUCAUUCUUGUUGUAAUAUUGUCAAAAAAUCUAAAAUCUUGUUUUGUUGAUAUUUGUUUAUAGAUCAAGCUGAAAGCUAUUGUGUUUUAUACUGUAAAAUCUGAUGAUACUGUAAAAUCUGAUGAUACUGUAAAAUCGGAUGAUACUGUAAAAUCGGAUGAUACUGUAAAAUCGGAUGAUACUGUAAAAUCGGAUGAUACUGUAAAAUCACUUAUUUACUCUUGGGUUUUAUUUCCACUUUUUUGCUAGGUUGCUGUAGUCGCCAAAAUAAAAUCCUCACUUUAGGUUCAACCAGACCUGAAAAAGCUGUUCGUCGUAAUGUUGCCAGCACCAAUCGAUUGUUUCCUCCUUGGCCAGUGUUAAUUACGUGUAUGUUCUAUCCUGUUAGAUGAAAUGUUCAUAUAAAGAUGUCGUCCAGUAGAAUAUACAGGUUAUCCUUGCAUAUAAUGUCUUUGGGUGGCAUUGCAAUGAGGCCCGAUGGGGUAUAUAAGGAUUAUGUGAAAUUGACUUGCCUCAUACUUGAUAGGAAUGAAUAGUGGUUCUUGAAUAAUCCUAUGUAACCGGUUAGACUAGGCCUAGAGGGCAGAGUUUACUACAAAGAUUUCUUGAGUAUUCACACCCACUCCUGGUGAUACCCCUUAGUGGGCCUAAUUAAAUAUACGGUACAUCUUCAGUUGUACAAGAAGGUAUAGAAGACGUUAUAGGCAAGGAUAACCUGUAUGUACAAUGCUGUUUGCUGAGAUUUCUAUAGUAGUAUUGUUUAAACUGCACGUCUCGUUUAGUAAUGAUUAGAAAUACAGUAGAACCUCUCUAUUAAGGACACCCUCUUGACUGACAAGUGCUUCGUCAAUGUUAAUAGAAAGGUGUCCUGAUUAGAGAUGUCAAAUUGAAUGGAAACUACCAAUUUGGGACCAAAAGUGGUGUCCUUAAUAGAGAGGUUGUCCUUAAUAGAGAGGUGUCCGUUAAGGGACGUUCCACUGUAUUUGAAAAAAACUUCAGUCAGCAUUUAUGGGCUUACGUUGUAAUUAGCUGUAAAUUAACUAUUUAUUUAUAACAAACGUGGUUUAUUUAUUCCGUAAUACAUAGGUUAUCCAUUCUCGAGAAGUCGACCAAAAAUGAGGUUUUGUACAUCCUUACAGCUGUAUCAUUUAUGUGGAUUCGCACCGUGUUGAUAAAUGUAUAGAGGCACCAUUGUUGCGGAAUCAGUUUGGCUAAAUGGGCUCUGCACCUGUUUCCAGUGUUAGAAUGAAAUUGCCAAUUUUCGUCUCCUCAGCUCUCACAAGUGUCGUUUCCAUCUGAAACAACGAGGCUGACUACUUUAGAUUGCUUUCAGUUUGUCUCACCAGGUGGCAGGCUUGCUAUCCUGCCGUAGACCCAUACCAAACUAGGGAAGGAAAUGAUACGUCAUUUGCUGGCUCUGUUGAGCUGAUUGCCUACCGUGUGUUUGGAAGGGUGUAUGACCAACUCGGCCUAUUACCAACUCGGCCUACCAACUCGGCCUGGGUUAUAAAUCAUUGGUUUAUUGGCAUAAGUUUUUCUUAUAUUUUUUUGUUUUUUGUUGGUAUAUAUAGGCCUACUAUGUAUUCAUUCCUGUUGGAAAUUUGAAGAAAAUCCAUUGGGAUUUGAAGGAGAAAUCCAUGAAAUAACGGCGGCGAGUGUGGAAAGUUGCGGUAGCACUCCAAAUGCACAUUCAUGACUGUGAUUCCAUGGAUUUCUCCUCCAAAUCUUGAUGAAUUCUCUUCAAAUUUCCACCAGGAAUGAAUCAAUAGUAGGCCUAUUUAAAUAGCAACAAAAAAAAACAAUAUAAGGAAAACUUAUGCCAAUAAACCAAUGAUUUAUAACCCAGGCCGAGUUGGUAGGCCCAGUUGGUAAUAGGCCAAGUUGCCCCGUAAUCUUUGGAAGGGGUCAGGCCGUGGCAAGAGAACCCAGGUCCUAUGCUUUAGCCGUAUGACUUGGGUCAUUUUUCCCUGCAGUUUUCCAUUUGCAAUCCAGACUUGCCAUUAAUUAGGUAAAGGAGUAACCUGUAGUUUAGGGGUCUUCGUGGGAAAUCAAGAUAAUGUUUUAAUGAUGCGGGUUACAGUCGGUGGGAUGAUCGAAGAAGAAUUAAAUAUUGCGGCAAUCUUGCUAAUGUAGCUUGGUAAAUUUGUUAAUAACCGUAAACUGUUUCAGUGUAAAGAAGAGUUUGCCCCUGCUGCUCUCCAUGUGUGUAGUAUCAGAAUAAAUAUUGUGACCACUUCUAGUUCUAAUAAACGGGUAUUACCGAAAAUAUAUAUAAGGGGAGCUUAUAUAUUUUUGGUAUUCGCAAGUAUCCUAGCCAACUCGAUUAAAUUGAGAGCUGUGAAAUAUUUACCAGGGAUUUAUUUUGGAGAUUUUACGAAUAAAAGCAAUUUGCAAAAAUAAAAAUGGCGAAAAAUUAAUUUUUUGUCUGAAAAAACCAAAAGGGAUUUAAUAGUUAUCUGCCAAAAUAAACAUCAUGAAUUAAAAAUUUUUAAGGAAUUUUUACGAGUUGCAAAGUCAAAUUGGCACAAAUAUUUGUCAGUUUACAUUUGAGUUGAUAAUGUUGGAUAAUGAAAUUUACAUUUGUCUGUAGUAUGAACUUGUGCCCCUCUAUAUCACAAAAGUUGUACAUAAAAUACUUCAUUUAGUGAUACAGUUAGAAUUGUUGGCCAUUCUAUCUGGAUGGUUGCACUCAAGUAUGACUUAAUAUGGACACUAAAAUCAAAAAUGUAAAACCUAUUCAUUAAAAACAUUAAAGUGAACAUAAAUACUUA
Lineus longissimus is the source of this 7155-nucleotide messenger RNA. RefSeq names its product H(+)/Cl(-) exchange transporter 3-like. Gene Ontology annotation, biological process: chloride transport; transmembrane transport. NCBI's taxonomy places the organism in Eukaryota, Metazoa, Nemertea, Pilidiophora, Heteronemertea, Lineidae. The transcript has 18 exons. The record is from RefSeq and is a predicted model, not a curated record. Gene Ontology annotation, molecular function: voltage-gated chloride channel activity. Bases 259 to 2781 code for a protein of 840 amino acids. Gene Ontology annotation, cellular component: early endosome; plasma membrane; Golgi apparatus.